AAAGAUUGGACAAAAAAUGAAUUAGCAAAAAGACCCUUUAAAAUUAUACACCUGCAUUUUGGUCCCCCUCAAUCUAAAUCACUCCAUUUCUCCAUCAUCCCUUUCCUUAUCCUCUUCUAUUUUUUCUUCACUCCCCAUCAAAACAACACAUUGCAAAGAGAAAGGGAAUAUUAUCAAAAGAACCCAACCAUGGCAUUUGCAGGAACAACCCAGAAAUGUAUGGCUUGUGACAAAACUGUGUAUUUGGUCGAUAAAUUAACAGCUGAUAACAGGGUUUAUCACAAGGCUUGUUUUAGGUGCCAUCACUGCAAAGGUACUUUGAAGCUUGGCAACUACAAUUCCUUUGAAGGAGUCUUGUAUUGCAGGCCUCAUUUUGAUCAACUUUUCAAAAGAACUGGUAGUCUUGAGAAAAGUUUUGAAGGUACACCAAAGAUUGCAAAGCCAGAAAAACCAGUUGAUGGUGAGAAACCAAUAGCUACUAAAGUAUCAGGCAUGUUUGGUGGAACAAGAGAUAAAUGUUUUGGUUGUAAAAACACAGUGUAUCCAACUGAGAGGGUUACAGUGAAUGGUACCCCUUACCACAAGAGUUGUUUCAAAUGCACACAUGGAGGAUGUGUUAUAAGCCCUUCAAAUUAUAUAGCACAUGAAGGUAGACUUUACUGCAAGCACCACCAUGGUCAACUCAUUAAGGAAAAAGGGAACUUAAGCCAGCUCGAAGGCGAUCGCGAGAAGGAUGGAACUGAAGUUGCUGCUGAAUCUUAAAAUCUCUGUCAUCAAUGGUGUUUUAGUGUCCUUUUCUUCUAUAUAUAUUAUCAUAUAUGUUUUUACUGUGUCUGGUUUUUGUUUUUGUUGAAAUGCUAUACUGUGCAGCAUCUUGUAGUGUACUUAAAUGAGAUGCCACAAGACCUAUUUUGAGUCUCUUAGCAUAUAUACUAUUGAGUUUGUCAA
Molecule: messenger RNA, 948 nt
Organism: Gossypium raimondii (Peruvian cotton)
Lineage: Eukaryota; Viridiplantae; Streptophyta; Magnoliopsida; Malvales; Malvaceae
Product: LIM domain-containing protein WLIM1
Exons: 5
Coding region: 190-762 (190 amino acids)
Biological process (GO): actin filament bundle assembly
Cellular component (GO): actin cytoskeleton; plasma membrane
Molecular function (GO): actin filament binding
Source: RefSeq, a predicted model, not a curated record